GCCAAAAAUUUCUUCUUUUUUCUUUUCCCUCUCUGAAACUAAAAAAAAAUUAUAUGGAGACUCAAAAACGCCUCCAGAAUGGGAACAAUGUUGACGGAGAUGGAUCGGCCUUAAUCUUCCUCGGAACCGGCUGCUCCAGCGCCGUCCCCAACGCAAUGUGCCUCCUACGGCCAUCUGAUCCUCCUUGUCAUGUUUGCUCUCAAUCCCUCCAGAUCGCAACCCUAAUUUCAGAUUUUUGUUCGACCAAUGGUAUGCAUAAUUAUAUUUUAAUCGAUGUUGGGAAGACAUUUAAGGAGCAAGUUCUUCGAUGGUUUACGUUCCACAAGAUUCCUCGGAUCGAUUCGCAUUGCCACAAAAUUUCCUUGGUUCAGAAGAAACUUAGAGACGGUCAAGAAGUACGGAGGGUGGCACAGCUUGACUGGAAGAUAAUUGAGGAGAGCUGUGACAAGUCAUUUGUUGCUUCAGGACUAGAAUUUGUUCCUUUGCCAAUGAUGCAUGGAGAAGAUUAUAUCUGUUUGGGUUUUCUUUUUGGUGAAAAUUUUAAAUUGGCUUAUAUUUCUGAUGUCUCACGUUUUCCUUCAAACACAGAGUAUGUUAUUUCCAAAAAUGGUGGUGGACAAUUGGAUUUUUUGAUAUUGGAUUGUUUAUACAAGAAAGGAUCCCAUAACGUCCACUUAUGCUUACCCCAGGUUUAUUCUAAAUUUUCCAAUAAUUCAUCUUCGAAUUAAUAUUUUAAUUGUCACAAACCAAUCAUAUCCCACUCUCGCUUGUUUUAUUUUAAUGGUCAUCAAUGUCUCCUUGCGUUCGAUUUUUUGCCCAUUAGGAAGAGAGAAGCCUGAAAUUCACUGGCACUUCCCAUCCAUAUGCUUCGUCUCUCAACAUGACAAUGAAGACAACUUG
Hibiscus syriacus is the source of this 900-nucleotide messenger RNA. Its product is annotated as putative hydrolase C777.06c. The coding region runs from base 54 to 728 and encodes 224 amino acids. The transcript is spliced from 6 exons. The record is from RefSeq and is a predicted model, not a curated record. Lineage: Eukaryota; Viridiplantae; Streptophyta; Magnoliopsida; Malvales; Malvaceae.